Messenger RNA from Linderina pennispora, 414 nucleotides. RefSeq lists its product as uncharacterized. The record is from RefSeq and is a predicted model, not a curated record. The transcript has 5 exons. Gene Ontology annotation, molecular function: protein binding. NCBI's taxonomy places the organism in Eukaryota, Fungi, Kickxellomycota, Kickxellomycetes, Kickxellales, Kickxellaceae. Bases 1 to 414 code for a protein of 137 amino acids.
AUGAGCGACGAGGGUGCUUCCAACAAUGAGCAGCUGCUGGCCGCGUGCAAGCUGGACCAGUCCGACAUGGUCGAGGAUCUGCUGAAGGAUCUGGGCUCGGUCGAUGUCAACUGUGCCGACGGUGUUGGCAACACGCCGCUCCACUAUGCAAAUAGUGCGCAAACUGGAUCGGUGGACUGUGUCGAGCUUCUGGUGGCGGUGCCUGGUAUUGAUGCAAACAAAAAGAACCGAAUCGAGAACGACACGCCGCUGCACAAGGCGUCGCUGGAGAUCACACGGCUGCUGAUCUCAGCUGGAGCCGACCCGCGGAUUGUCAACCGCUUGAAGCAGCGCCCAAUGGACGCGACAUUGGCAUUCAACAUGCCGCACCAGCAGGCUGUGUAUGAGGACGGCGACGACUACUCGAGCGACUAG